Messenger RNA from Naegleria lovaniensis, 1704 nucleotides. RefSeq lists its product as uncharacterized. The record is from RefSeq and is a predicted model, not a curated record. Bases 1 to 1704 code for a protein of 567 amino acids. The transcript is spliced from 2 exons. NCBI's taxonomy places the organism in Eukaryota, Heterolobosea, Eutetramitea, Acrasida, Naegleriidae.
AUGAAAUGGUUUCAUGCAAGAGAACAAGCUCUCAAGAAAUUUUUGGAGAUGACUAUGAAUAAUACUCGCUAUGCUGAUCCUCCAGUUGCUCUUCCCAUUGAAUUUAUUUAUGACGACCAAGUGACCUCUGCCUUUUUUGACUGUGAUUUGACAAAUUAUGAAAAUUUGGCAUUUUGGAGUCGGUUUUGGGAACAUGACAGAAAAAAGAUGCUACAAAUUGUGAAAAAGCAUGGACAUCAACUUCAAUAUGCAUCCAAUGAGCUAAAACAGGACUUGGAAAUCGCUUUUAGCGCUUCGUUGUCAUCUUACAUUGUUGUGAGCUCUCUUCCAAAAGAGGUUAACCAUAACAAGGAAUUUUUGUUGAAGUUAAUUGAACAAAAUCCUAAUUGUUAUUAUUAUAUACCUGAGGAAUUAAAGAAGGACCAUGAUAUUUCCCGGAUGGCUAUUUCCAAAGACCCAUCAAUGCUUCGUAUUGCCUCAGAAUGGUGUGACAGAGAAAUGGUAAAACAAGCGAUCGAACGAGAUGGAAUGGCUCUUCGAGGAAUGCCAUACUCGUAUCGCAAUGAUAGAGAACUUGGCUGUAUUGCUGUAAAAAACAACCCAAAAGCAUUGUUACUUCUCAGUACCGAAUUGCAAAACGAUCGAGAGCUUGUGAAAAUGGCUGUACAACAAAAUGGUGAAAUUCUUUGGAGUUUGAUAGAAACCACUUAUAAAUUAGAUAAGGAAAUAGCAUUGCUGGCACUCAAUAAUACCAAAUCUGCUUGGAAUUUGGACGAAUCUUUACUCAAUGACAAGGACAUUGCCAUGCACUAUUUAAAGCUUGGACAUUGGUUCAUGAGAAUCAAAAGUCCUUCAUUAAGAAAAGAUAAGGACAUUAUCCUACAAGCAGUGAAAUACUCUUCUCCAAAAGUAUACUUGGAACUUGACAACGAUAUGAAGAGAGAUCACGAAAUUUGUAUGCAAGUGGUUAAGGAUUUGGGAUGUCUUUUGAGUGAAAUGCCAUACGAAAUUCAAAAUGAUUUUGAAAUUGUUUUCCAAGCUGUUACGACCAAUCCGUUUGCUUUGAAAUAUGCUUCCAAAGAAUUGAGAGCGAACAGAAAUGUAGUUUUACAAGCUUUUUCUAAAGCAUUGAGGUGCUGCCAACCAGAUUAUCUACCCAAACAAGCCAUUUCCCUUGAAGAAUACGUUGAAAACGCGCAGCAGCAACGACUCUAUCAAAACUGUGUGUUCGGAUACAUUUCAGAGGAGCUGAAACAUGACUUGGAAAUUAUUUUGAAAGCUUUGGAAUUCCAAGAUGAAACAGCGGCAUUGAUUCCACAUGAAGCUCUCAUUCAUAAUGAUUACGAAGUGGUGAAAACAGCCCUUCAGAAAAAUGGAGCUGUUUUGGAACAUCUUCCACUGUUUAUACGAAAUGAUAAGGAAUUCGUAUUACUUGCUGUGAGGCAGUGUGGAAGUGCAAUGAGAUACGCCUCUCAAGAGCUGAAAAACGAUAUGGAACUACUGAACGCAGUAGUGAAAUCAAGUCCACUACUUAGUACUAAUAAUUUUUCCGAAUUACUGCUGCAAUCGUCACUGACACGGAUGAGAAAAAGUGAAGCAAAGCAAAGACAAUCCAUUGUACCGACAUUUAAUUUUUAUGCUUCCAUAGAAACCAAGCAAGACCUUGAAUUAGUGAAAGAUGCCAUUUGUAACAUGGAAUGUUAA